Messenger RNA from Chaetomium fimeti, 2120 nucleotides. Its product is annotated as nucleotide-diphospho-sugar transferase. The transcript is spliced from 2 exons. Bases 402 to 1916 code for a protein of 504 amino acids. Gene Ontology annotation, biological process: UDP-N-acetylglucosamine biosynthetic process. The record is from RefSeq and is a predicted model, not a curated record. Gene Ontology annotation, molecular function: UDP-N-acetylglucosamine diphosphorylase activity. NCBI's taxonomy places the organism in Eukaryota, Fungi, Ascomycota, Sordariomycetes, Sordariales, Chaetomiaceae.
AGGUUGCCCCAAAUCCGGCACUUCAGACCGCCCCUGCCAUUCCAUCGAAUGGGAAGCUCAGUCUGCCGCACACGGUGGAUCUUGCUCUGUCUCAGCGGGGUUCAACAGUCGGAGUGGCGCAUAUGGCGCGGUGCUGCGGGGCAUUCCUGGGCUGGAACUGGGCUGUGGUUGCUCGGGAUCUGUAUCGGGCGGGAUCUGGGCUCCUGCGCUGUUGUCGUGCCUCGUGUUGUUGUGUUGGGCUUCAAAAGGAUCCCGCCUGCUCUUGAGGACAUGUUUUUGCCUUUUUUCUUCUCUUGAUAAACUCUGCAUCUGACCAACGCAACGCCAAUUACAGACAAUAGUGUUUUGCAGCGCUUUUGCAUUGUUCAAUUGCUGUUAUCACUCCCUUGCAAGUACUCAUAAUGGAGAAGGUCAUGCAAGCCCUGAACCUGGGGGGUAAGGAUGCCCCGCAGGAACCAACACCACAAGAGCUGUCCGAGCUCAAGCAGAAGUACUCCCUCGCCGGACAGAGCCAGGUGUUUACCUUUUACGACUCCCUGUCUAGCGCGGAGAAGGCGUCACUAUUUCAGCAACUGUCGCUAUUCGAUCCCGUUUACAUCAACGAAAUCGACGCCAAAGCCCGUUCCCCUCCCAAGACCGAAGAUGGCGGGGUCGUCAAACCCUCUCUCGAGCCCCUGCCGGACUCGGCCCGCGCCAGCAUCAUGGACUCCAAGCAGGAGGACAUUGACCGCUGGUACGCGCAAGGUCUCGACCUGAUCGCUGCGAACAAGGUCGGCGUGGUUCUCAUGGCUGGUGGUCAGGGUACACGGCUAGGCAGCUCUGCGCCCAAGGGUUGCUUCGACAUCGGCCUGCCCUCCUCCAAGUCUCUAUUCCAGAUCCAGGCCGAACGCAUCCGCAAGGUCGAACAGCUUGCUGCCAAGAAGGCUGGCACUGGCGGCAACGUUACCGUCCCUUGGUACGUCAUGACCUCCGGGCCGACGCGCGGGCCUACCGAGGAUUACUUCAAGAAGCACGACUACUUCGGCCUGAAGCCCGAGAACGUCAUCAUUUUCGAGCAGGGCGUCCUCCCCUGCAUCUCGAACGAGGGCAAGAUUCUUCUCGAGAGCAAGGGCAAGGUGGCCGUGGCGCCCGACGGCAACGGCGGCAUCUAUAACGCCCUGGUUGAGUCCAAGGUGCUGGACGACAUGAAGACGAGGGGUAUUGAGCACAUCCACGCCUACUGCGUCGACAACUGCCUUGUCAAGGUCGCCGAUCCCGUCUUCAUUGGCUUUUCUGCCUCUGUGAACGUCGAUAUCGCUACCAAGGUCGUGCGCAAGCGCAACGCCACCGAGAGCGUUGGCCUUAUCGUUUGCAAGAACGGGAAGCCUGACGUCGUCGAGUACAGCGAGAUCGACCCGGAAGUUGCUGCCGAGCAGGACUCGGAGCAGCCCGGUGUGCUCAAGUUCCGCUCCGCCAACAUCGUUAACCACUAUUACUCCUUCCGCUUCCUCCAGACCAUCCCGGAGUGGGCCAAGACGCUGCCGCACCACGUCGCCCGCAAGAAGAUCCCCUAUGCCGACCUCGAGACCGGCGAGACGGUCAAGCCCACCAAGCCCAACGGCAUCAAGCUGGAGCAGUUUGUCUUUGACGUCUUCCCCAUGCUGGAGAUGAGCAAGUUCGCCUGCAUGGAGGUCCGCCGCGAGGACGAGUUCAGCCCGCUCAAGAAUGCCCGCGGCACCGGCGAGGACGACCCCGACACCAGCAAGUACGACAUCAUGGCCCAGGGCAGGCGCUGGUUGGAGGCCAAGGGCAUCGCUAUUGUCAGCGAAGACCCCAAGGCCGGGGUCGAAGUGAGCCCGCUGAUGAGCUACGGUGGCGAGGGUCUUGAGAGCGUUGCCAAGACCAUCACAGCCCCUGCCGUCUUGGAGCUGGAAUAGGGACGCCGGCGAGGUGGGCGUGUUUGGAUUAGCACUCCCUUCAUAAUCCAAGAUCCAAGAAGGGGACGAGGAUGCGUGUGAUUAAAAAAGACUCCUUUGGCAUCAUAUGGCCCGCUCCUUAGAGUCUGAACGCGAUGUAGACGUAAUGAUCCCAUUGACACAGCGACUGGUUCGGAAUCAAUUCAGGAUUACACCUUCUAAAAG